UCCGUUUCCAAGCGCAACUCAAACAUAGCAACGUUAGACUCGAGACAGCUAGCUAGGUUAGCUAAUUGGGUUUUACUUAAAUACUAAGAAAGUAAAAUCUCGGUUUGUUGCUUUAGUGCCUUACUGUGCCAUAUACAAUUUGCACUCCGACGUCUUGUUUCCCCUUCUACUCUAAACAGAAAUCUUUUUUAAAAAUCUUGCUACGAUGGCUGAUUUUGGGUUCAGUGAGCAUCACCAGAAUGAGGUAAUAAACUACAUGCGCUUUGCUCGCUCCAAAAGGAUUCUGAGACUCAAGACCAUUGAUUCCUGCUUUCAGGACCUGAAAGACAGCAGGCUGGUGGAGGAGACCUUCACCAUGGACGAGGUGGGUGACAUUCUGGAGGGCCUGCGGGUGGUGGUGCGGGGCGAGGUGGAGACGGAGCUCAUCAACACAGCACACACCAAUGUGCUGCUGUUGCGCCAGCUCUUCUCCCAGGCUGAAAAGUUCUACCUGAGGCUGCAGACAGACAUCUCUGAGCUCGAGAACCGAGAGCUAUUGGAACAAGUAGCAGAGUUUGAAAAGACUGAUUUCAAAACCAACAGCAAGAUAAAUCAGGAAUCCAGUAAACCUAAGUUAGCCCCACUGAAUGAGGGAGGAGUGUCUGAACUACUCAACAAGGAGAUCUCCAGACUACAAGAGGAGAAUGAAAAACUGAGAGCUAGGCUCCGGACUUUGGAAAGCCAGGCCAUGAGUGCUCUGGAUGAGAAGUCAAAGGCUGAAAGGGCCCUGAAGGAGCUUCAGAAGAACCAGGGAGAUCAGCAGUCUAUUCUGCGGGCUCAAGAGAUUUCCAGUCUGGAGGAGACGGUAGCAACCAUGCAGGCAGACUUUGAAAAGUCGCUGAGCGCCAACGCUGCCUCCCAGAAGGAGUUGCAGGAGAGCCUGGUGUCAGCAAAGCAUGAGUUGUUGCGUGUUCAGGAGCAGCUCUCGCUCGCUGAGAAGGAGCUGGAAAAGAAGUUUCAGCAAACUGCUGCAUAUCGUAACAUGAAGGAGAUCCUUGGGAAGAAAAAUGAUCAGAUUAAGGAGCUCAGGAAAAGAUUACAGAGAUAUGAGACAGAUGAGUGAAACAUCACGCCUACCCAAUGCAAAGAAGAAUCUUUUAUUGACCCAGAAGAGUUAAGGUUUUUUCCUUAAUGCUAUACACAAGAAGAUGGCAUGGGACAAGAAGGAAAAAGGGGGACUGUUCAUGUAAUAUUUCUGCUACUUUAAAGUUCCUCUUCAGAAAGAACUACCUUUUAGAGUAAGGCUUUACACAUCAUACUUGGACUAAUGUUUUAGAGGUGCUUAACGGUAUUGAUUAGUUGCGUUUGAGUAUCACGUAGUUCUUGCUGCUUGAGAUUCUUAUAUGUGUGCAGCAUACACACACUAAAAACACUAAAACAACACAAUGACAACACCAUCACAUUUACUGUAACAUCACAUGUUUAGUUGGGUGCAGAGGAAAGGGCUCUGCACAAAACUUUACUUUUAUCAGUUGUACAGAGGAAUAUAUUUCUUUAACGGGUGAGGCAUAGCUUUUUAAUCUUAUUAUUACCACCUUGAUCAUCUAGCCAAUGCUCAUAUUUUUUUCUUUUUUGUUUUUCUUUUCAUGUUAUUGGGCUCACUAUCAAUUGCAUUAGGCCCACUAGCAACAGUAGCUUGUCACCAACAGAAGCCUUCCCAGUGGAGAGGUUUCUAGAUAAAGAAUUGUUCCUUUCUGUCUCUAUUUAUUUUUGUUAGUGAGUUAACUGUAGCUGAAUACUUAGUAAAAGCAUCUAAGCUUAUUUUAUUUCAAGUUCUUAGUCAGUCAUGCAGCACUGUGACAAUUUUCCAUAUUUGCUUUCCUCUCUGGGUUUAUUAUUCUGGAUAUGGGUAGGUGAAUACUUUUUUCCAUUCAAUAGUAACCACUGUCCAAUUACAAUGUCCAGUAUAGAAAAAUUAAAAGGUGGAAAGAGACAUUAUAAGAUAUCUUCCUGUAUUGUACACUGGAUGAUGGCAACAGUGUAUUUUCAGAAAACUUACAUUAGGUCUACACAAUAUAUCACUUGUUAAUUAUUGACACAACGUUGGCUUCUGCAAUAUUGUGAUAUUACCACAAUAUUGAAUUCUAGUGAUUUGACAGAAUACUGAAAUUUACAUUUAGAGUAUAAAUUUGAAAGGUUUUCAUUGCUUCCCAGUGAGUCUUAUUUGGGUGAUCUGACAAUGAAAAAAGACAUGAUGUCACAAGUGUAAAUAAUUUUUAUGUGUAAUAUCACACAGGCCAGUUCUUUACCAUGUCAUGUUAGGUGUUCACCAGUGUAAAGUAUAUGAUACACCUAGAGGCGUAGGUUUCAUUUCAGCUUUGAGGGGCAGCACUGCUCAUACCACCCAACCCAAAACAUUCUAUGAGUAGUGUGAGCAGCCCCCCCCCAAAAAAAAAAAUCUACGCCUAUGGAUAUAUCAGCAAUAUUGUCCAGCAGUAAUCUAAGCUUGAUUUAUACUUGACACUGGUGCAAGGGCGCGCGCAUGAGAAAUGACGCAAUUGUGGUGCAUUGGCCCGAUGCAGUGUUGGUCAUGCUCCUCUCAGAUUUUGUAACUUGGUGCUAACUGUGUGCUGUGCUUCAUGCAAAUGAAUGAAUUUGAAGGUAGACUGGCUGAGAAGGCAUGCCUCUACAGGCAUUUUAUGAAUGCUCCUUCAUGGAAGGUGAGUGCUAUGAUUGGAAAAGGAGAGGCAGUUUGUUGUAAGACAAUUUAUGUGCUGAGUGGAAUGAAGACCCCCUCCCAGCCCCCCACUCCUGAACUCCAAAUGUGUCUGUUUGGUUUGCCGGGUUUGCACUUCAAAGAAAGGAAAUUUAGAGAAAUAUGCAGAAACUGCACCAGGUUCCCAGCCAAAAGUAAACUCAGGAAGAAAAAUGUGGAAGAACUGAAACCGCAAUGAAUUGCCCAACACUCGAGCUUUGUAAACUCAGCUCAGAAGUAAACGCUGGCAUCAUUCUGAAUGAGUCAAGUUAGUUUUACCGAUGAAAGAACACACAAAGUGAGAGGAUGUUUUUACAGUCAAGAGGUUUAUUGUCAAAAUUGAUAAAGUGACUGGUAAACUGGAUUAUUAAACAAGCUUUAUUGGCAACAAUGUUGCCUCCUCUGUGAGGGAGUGGAGUUCAGUCCUCUGUCUUCAAAGCUGCAGCACCACAACUCAUGGAAAUUCCACAACAUAUUAGAGCUGGAAAAGCAUGAUGUGCCUUGCAUGGAACUGAACAGUAUGUGGUACACAGAGCAAAUUCAAAAAGUGCUAUACGACUUUGAACAGCACUGUCAAAAUUUUAGCUUGUUUCAACCCAUUGUAACAUUCAUGUGUUUUCCAUUUUGUGGUACGGCUAAAGCAGGUGUGUUACUUCAAAAAUGUCUUUGUUGCUCCAAAUGGACUCCUGUAUUAGAAGAUUAAAUUGUAGCUUUGCAAGCUGACAUUCAGAUUAAGUCAAGGGGUUCUGUUGGACAAUUUUGGGACUUGCUGUCUGAGUUAAAGUAUCCAAACAUCAGAAAAUGUGCCACAUGUUUAAUAGCACUUUUUGAUCAACUUACUUAUAGAAAAAAAAACAUUUUCCACAUGACAAUUAAGUCCAAAUACCUGUCCAACCUUAUUGAUGAUGACUUGGAUGUCUGCUUGAGAUUUGGUAUAAACAGCUAUUGUCUAGACUACACAAACACGACUCAAUUCAAUGCAACUCAUCAAAAAAAGUUUAGCAUAAUCUUUCAGUAGUAAUGCUGACAUCGUAAACUUUAAAAAGUGAUGAGAGUGACUCUCUUUUUUGGUAAAUCACAAUGACUUGUGCACUGGACAAUGCUGAUCUCAAACCAACAAAGCUCAGGCAACCCUGUUGUAAGAGGUGGAAAAACAUGAAGGGUCAGUUUUCCAAAGACAAGAAUGGACAAACACAUUCUCUUUUGUCAUUUUUGUCUGCUUAGCAGCCAUAAACACAACAAUUCUUCCUAUUGAGAAGCUGUUCAGUAAUAUGAGCAGUCAUACCUGGUAUGCAAUGUUUAUCAGGAAUUCGUUAAAAUUUACUACUUUUUCAGGGGUAUGUCUUUGCAUUGCCACCUGUAGUUUUGAGGAAUACUGCAAGUAUGAAGGCACUAGUGUAAAUGCACAUGCUCUUGUCAUAUUUGCACACCAUCCAUACAACCCUGUGUGCAUGUCUUUUGCCAAAGUUUAACUCCGGCUUGAGUGUGUAUGUUUGUGGUGUUGAAGUCUUACCCAUUUACAUCACUACUGCUUUGAUUUCUGGCGAUAGAACAUUCCACUGUAUCAACAGCAGUGUCAUCUAAAAUAAACCCUUGCAGUACGCUGGUUCAUAAAC
This is a messenger RNA of Electrophorus electricus (electric eel), 4350 nucleotides long. RefSeq names its product leucine zipper transcription factor-like 1 (gene lztfl1). Lineage: Eukaryota; Metazoa; Chordata; Actinopteri; Gymnotiformes; Gymnotidae. Gene Ontology annotation, biological process: negative regulation of protein localization to cilium. Gene Ontology annotation, cellular component: cytoplasm. The record is from RefSeq and is a predicted model, not a curated record.